AUGUCUAGUGCUCUUCAACAUUGGGAUGAAUUACAUCUUCAUGAUUUACAAUGGGUAUCUGAAUUGAUUGAGUUAUCUGCUGCUCAAUGGAACAUUAAUCUUCUACCUCAAUUGUUUACUUCUGAACAGGUGAAUUCCAUCUUAACAAAUCUCAUUCAGCUAGAUCAUCCAGAUACUCUCAUCUGGCAUUUCACAACAGCAGGUAUUUUCACCAAUUCUUCAACUUAUAAAAUGCUCUGCGCUAAGGAUUCCCUUAAUGAUGUUUCUCUGAACUUAUCCCAAUCAUUUUGGCUUAAAUUUUGGAAACUCAAAAUGCCGUAUAAAUUUCAAAUCUUCUUAUGGAAAGGUCUUCACAAUGCUCUGACAGUUAAAGCCAGAUUGUUUCGCCAUAUGAGUACUUCUGAUCAACAAUGUGUUGUCUGUAAUACUGGUACUUCCGAAGAUGUCGAUCAUUUGCUCCUCCACUGCCCUUUUGCUCAAGCAGUUUGGAGGAAGUCUCUACCACAAUACUUUUCUUCUAUAGUGCAGCAUUCAACGCUUUUAUCCUGGAUUCAGAGUUGGCAAAUACAGGAUUCUCCAAUCAACAUUUACAGUAACUAUAACUCUAUUCAUAUCAUAGUCUGCAUUAUGCACAUCAUAUGGAAACAUAGGUGUAAAGUUAUAUUUAGUAACUUAAAUCCAAACCCAAACACAGUCAUUCAUCAAAUAAGUUAUUACAUCUCUGUGCAUCAUUUAGAUACUGUUGUUGAUAAUAGUCACACUCUGCAUCAUUCACUAUCUGUUAGAAAUGCUUUGAAAAACACUUGGAGGCCUCCUCCUAUGGAUGUUUUGAAAGUUAAUAUUGAUGCCUCAUUCAAUCCUCAAUCUUUAAUUGCUGGUUUAAGCAUUACGAGAAAUUAUGCAAGACAAUAUGUGGUGGGAAAAGGAGCUAUAAAAAGGGCUAUUAAUGUGCAUCAGGCUGAAGCAUGGGCUUUGUUAGAAGCUAUGGAUAUGGCAUCUACUCAUGGUUGGACUCAAGUUAUAUUUGAAACUGAUAACUUGAAUAUCAGCUCUUACUUGUAA
This is a messenger RNA of Papaver somniferum (opium poppy), 1062 nucleotides long. RefSeq lists its product as uncharacterized. Lineage: Eukaryota; Viridiplantae; Streptophyta; Magnoliopsida; Ranunculales; Papaveraceae. The record is from RefSeq and is a predicted model, not a curated record. The coding region runs from base 1 to 1062 and encodes 353 amino acids. Gene Ontology annotation, molecular function: nucleic acid binding; RNA-DNA hybrid ribonuclease activity. The transcript has a single exon.